Molecule: messenger RNA, 1099 nt
Organism: Salvia miltiorrhiza (redroot sage)
Lineage: Eukaryota; Viridiplantae; Streptophyta; Magnoliopsida; Lamiales; Lamiaceae
Exons: 3
Coding region: 1-732 (243 amino acids)
Source: RefSeq, a predicted model, not a curated record
AUGGUGAAAGAAGCCCAGCUUCCUUCCUCCCCUCCCAAUCGGUCUCUUCUCUCUCUUCCAUUCUCAAAUAAGUCGGGCCCCUUAUUCUCUCAAAUCAGUCGAGUUCCUCCCUCUCAACAUCAGUCGCGGCUUCUCUCCGCUGAGGGGCUCGCCGCCGCGGCUCCGAAAUCCGGCGAGGUCGACGGCCAGACGUACCUUCUCCCCUCGCCUCACUUCCUCCUCAGUUCACCAUAUCAGCCAAUCUGGUCGAGCCCUAACCCUUCUUCGCCCAAAUGCCACCGCCGCUGCCGCCGUACUCUCCGUUGGAGUCGCUGCCCAGAUUCCUCACUAUCAGACUCGGCGUCUCCCCCUUCCAAUCUGCCUUUGGAGAAGGCGGGAGGAAAAAGCCCUAAUCUCGGCCUACAACUAUCGCCGCCGCCGCUGUCGCGGUCCCCUGGCCGUCAAACGGCGAAGCCGGCGUCGUCUCGCCUCCUUCUCCGAGCCGUUCAGGUCCCGAUUCAGACGUCAAGGUGGGCAGGGAGUCGAGCCCUGUUUCUUUUCCACCUCCGCCACCAUGGUUCUGCCGCCAUCUCCACCGUCUGUGGAAGACCGGCGAUUCAGCGUCGUUGCUCCAUUCGCGAUGCUGCUGCUGCUGUCAUACGAUUUCCGCCGAGGCAGCAAGAGCUGCCGUCGUCGUCGUCUUGGCUCAACCGAACAGGCAGCCGGCCCUAUUUCUUAAAUAAUUGCAGGUGAUCAAUGGAAGAAGAUGGGGCAUUAAAGCAAGGCUUACCUUGAGAACUUGGCUGAACGAAAUGGAGGCUUCUCUGCUCGUUGGAGAGAACUCUUGGUGACAGGAAAAUGAUAGAGAAUGUUGUGCUCUCCGCUGGAGUUGAGACUAAGGGUGCUGGCAACGCCAACUCCUUGCCAAGCUUAAGGAGUUGGGAGCUAGCUUUAUAUUAUUGCAAGUUGAUGACUAGCAGUGGCGGAUCCAGGAUUUAUUAUUAGGGGGGACGAAUUUUAUUGAAGUACGACGUUUGAAAAUAUUUAUACGGGGGUUCGGGGGCGGAAGCUCCCGAGUCAAAUUUUUUUAAGCAUUCCGUCAAUUAAUUUUUAUAUCCAA